AUGACUGCCAAAGUCAUUGGUGAGCGGCUGCCGCUGCUCCCAGACACGUCGGACCCAUCGGAUCGCACUUCGUAUGCUUCGACGUUGGCGAUAGAUGAAGAUGCUACUACGCACAAGGAUGCGCCGACUCGCGCCGUCGAAGACGAUGUCCUGCCCGAAACUUCAACGCUCGGUCGGACGUUGAACUGGAAUAGCUCGUAUAUCCUGGUAAUGUCCAGGAUUAUCGGCAGCGGCAUCUUUGCGACGCCUGGGACAAUUCUUCAGGCUGUCGGCAGCCCAGGGCUCGCUCUGUUGCUGUGGGUUGUCGGCGCUCUCGUGACCGCCGCUGGUCUGGCCAUUUUGUUGGAAUACGGCUCGAUGCUGCCGCGGUCAGGCGGCCACAAAGUAUAUCUCGAGUACACAUUUCGCCGCCCGCGGUUUCUAGCGUCCACCCUCGUGGCCAUCAACGCUGUGCUCCUGGGAUUCACCGCCAGCAACUGCGUCAUCUUCAGCCAGUAUACUCUGUAUGCGGCGGGCUAUGUACAUGCCAACGAGGUCGCUCAAAAAUAUGUGGCCGUCGCCAUGCUCACCGUGGUGACGGCGAUCCACGCCGUCACGCCAAAGUUUGGCAUCAAGCUGCAAAAUUUCCUCGGCUGGGUAAAGAUUGGCGUCGUGGUAUUCAUGAUUCUCUGCGGUCUCAACUGGAACUGGGGUGUCUUGUGCACUGCGCUGUUCAAAGUCUUCUACUCCUACUCGGGUCUUGAAAAUAUCAGCAAUGUUCUCAACGAGGUCAAAGACCCCGUGAGAACAUUGCGCUCAGUGACCAGGACAGCAUUGGUGACGGCGUGCAUCAUGUACUUUCUCAUCAAUAUUGCCUACUUUCUCGUUGUGCCACUGGACGAGAUCAAGGGCAGCGGAGAGUUGAUUGCUGCUCUUUUCUUCCAGCGCAUAUUCGGUACUCGUUUUGGUGGUAGAGUGCUACCCCUGGUUGUUGCACUGUCAGCAUUCGGUAACGUCCUGGUCGUGGUAUUUGCCAUGGCGCGUCUGAAGCACGAAAUUGCGCGCCAGGGCUUUCUGCCAUUUUCUGACUUGCUUUCCUCGACCAAACCUUUCAACUCGCCUCUUGGUGGACUCAUUGUAAAUUACAUUCCUUCUCUUCUGAUCAUCGUGUUGCCGCCGUCCGACAAGAUCUACUCCUUCAUUCUCGAGGUAGAAGGGUACGGAGGACAAAUCACAGGCUUGGCGAUUGCGGUUGGCCUACUAUGGCUGCGCUAUACGCAACCAGAAUUACACCGUCCUUACAAGGCGUCGCUAUUUGCAGUGUCAGUCAAGCUUGCGCUGACUCUUGCGUUGCUCGUGGCGCCUUUCGUACCGCCGAAGGAAAAAUACACGGGCGGCUUGUUCUACGCCACAUACGCCAUUGUCGGUAUUGCGACAGUUUUGAUUAGCAUAGUAUACUGGUACGUAUGGACAGUGGUCAUUCCACGGUGGUGGGGAUAUAGUCUUGAGGAAGAGGAAGCGACGCUACCAGACGGAACAACAAUUACAAAGCUUGUUCACAAGCCUCUACAAUAG
Molecule: messenger RNA, 1554 nt
Organism: Akanthomyces muscarius
Lineage: Eukaryota; Fungi; Ascomycota; Sordariomycetes; Hypocreales; Cordycipitaceae
Exons: 4
Coding region: 1-1554 (517 amino acids)
Biological process (GO): amino acid transmembrane transport
Cellular component (GO): membrane
Molecular function (GO): L-amino acid transmembrane transporter activity
Source: RefSeq, a predicted model, not a curated record